Dentiscutata erythropus is the source of this 1653-nucleotide messenger RNA. NCBI's taxonomy places the organism in Eukaryota, Fungi, Glomeromycota, Glomeromycetes, Diversisporales, Gigasporaceae. The record is from the annotation of a GenBank genome assembly.
AUGUUGGCUUCAAGUAGAACUCGCUACGUAUUUCUAAUUCACGAAGAUAUGAGCGAGGAAGCUACUGGUGCGCGGAUAAAAAUUGACAGAGAUGGUAAGGAAGCAAUUAUUACCGGCACAUAUGGACAGUGUGAAACGGCUCAAUCCCGAAUGAAGCAUUAUCUAGAAGAAGAAUCCGUGAAGCCAAGACCUAGUGUUUAUCCUGACGUUGGUUAUACUAUUGUGGAUUCGCAGUCGCCAUCCAAAAACUCGCGAAUUCGUUUUAUUCAGUAUAUGGAGCGCGACAGUAAUUCACACUCACACGGAAGGAACUUGUAUUAUAUUCAUUUAUCAAACGAAUCUCCACAUUCGGAUUUUAUGAAGGAUUGGGAUAUUCUUACCCCGGAAGUUGAAUCGCCACAUCAAGUAAUGAAAAAUCUUGAAGAAUUUAUGCCUAGCCCCUUUAUUGAUAUGGGGGAUCACGGACUCUGGUUAGAUGACUAUGGUUCUUACUCGGCAAACAGAAGUCGUAGUAGCAGUAAUUCUAGCAAAAGUUUCAGUACCGUUGGUCGUGAGACGUGUGAAGAUGAUAAUGAUAUCACUGCAUUGCUUCCGGUUCCUACUAGACAACGACCAUUUACAGUUACUUCUUUGCUUCCGUAUUGUCUUAAACAAAUUUCCGAUCGCGUUUCAGAAAUGUUUCCUAUACGUGAGGCAGGCUUAGAAAUACAUACAACAAUAUAUUUGGGACAGGAAUUAUUUUUUAAUAUCCCGUUGGAACCUUCGAGCUUAGACAUUAAAGAAUGGUGUGGACUUAAACGUAUUGGACAUAAAGCUGUAAAGACUUCUUUUCAGCAUCACGCGCCUUCAAUUGAUGGUCGAAGGAUUUUGGAAGCGAAUAUGGGCUUUAAGGAAGCUUCACCUACACAUCAAAACGAAAGGUGCUCUAUAGACGUGUAUUUCAAUGACGGUGAAGAAAAGAAAAUGAAACUUAUCUAUGACCAGAUUUCUCAUGAAUGGACAAUUAAAAAAGUUGUAAAGAAUUUGCGACGUAUUGUGCUUGUUGACCUUUUGUCAGGCAGCGAAGCACCGGAUAUAAGGUUUACUCUAAAAACCCAGACUCGUAUUCCAAUUGAUCCCGACUUGAAGCGUCUUGUAAAAGACGUGCAAGAUCCAAAUAGGAACGAGUCUUUUAUGGCGUUACGACCUACCGAUUUCGCAGGCACAUGGAUUCAUGUGACACGUGUCGAACAGGCGAUCAGUAAAACGAAUAAUGCGAAUUAUCGUAUUAGCGUCGUACCAACCAAACAAGACGCGGAUGCAGAAAGAGUCACUUACGGGAAUAAUAUUACCCUUAAACAUGUAGAUUGGAUUCGUAUGUCUAGUCGGUUAUCUAGUCUACCAAUCAAAGAUCAAUAUCAGCAACAAUCAUAUCAAAAUGAAUAUGAUCUUAUAAGUUUCGAAGAUAUACCAAAGCAAACAACCUCGGUUUCGAGGAUACAAAAACAAAACAUCGAAGAUGACGUCUUCGGGAUUGAAUUUUUAUCUAACCACAUAAACGAAGGGUACAAGAGGGAAGAAAAUAUUUCAUCCGAAUUUAAGGGGAUAUUACAAUGCACAAUCCCCGCAUCAUUAGAUUUUUCCCGUCAAUUCAUCCAACGUAUUGGAGCAUAG